UGUUGUCCCGGGAAGAGCAGCAGCUUCAAUUUGUGUCCCAUGGGAGACAAGUGAAUCUGAAGUUAUAUAUUAUAUACGACGUAGGGGAUGACAGCAGUUUAUCAUUAACCUGAACUCUGCAAGAAGCACAUAAGGAGAGAAAGAAGAAGAAAGCCAGAGGAGCAGCCAGGAUGGAAUCCACCAUAAAGAUCAACAAUGCUGCGGACAUCUCUGUUAUUGUCAUCUAUUUUUUGUUAGUUCUGGCAGUGGGACUAUGGGCCAUGUACUCAACCAACCGAGGGACAAUAGGAGGGUUUUUCCUGGCUGGACGGAGCAUGGUUUGGUGGCCGAUCGGGGCUUCUCUGUUUGCCAGCAACAUCGGCAGCGGGCACUUUGUGGGAAUAGCGGGCACAGCAGCAGCUGGUGGGAUUGCCAUCGGAGGAUACGAGUGGAAUGCUCUGAUAUUUGUGGUGAUUCUGGGAUGGGUCUUUGUCCCCAUCUACAUCAAAGCUGGGGUGGUGACAAUGCCCGAGUAUCUGAAGAAGCGUUUUGGUGGGAAGCGGAUCCAGAUCUACCUGUCGGUCCUUUCCCUGAUCCUCUACGUUUUCACAAAGAUCUCAGCUGACAUAUUCUCUGGGGCUGUGUUUAUCCAGCUGGCUAUAGGGCUGAAUCUCUACGUGGCCAUAAUUAUCCUGCUUUCUAUUACUGCUAUUUACACUGUCACAGGUGGCCUUGCAGCUGUGAUUUACACAGACGCCUUACAAACAUUCAUCAUGGUAGUGGGAUCCUUUAUUCUCCUGGGAUUUGCCUUUCACGAAGUGGGAGGGUACAAGACUUUCAUGCGCAAGUACAUGGAAGCAAUUCCAUCCAACACCUCCUACGGGGGCGUUGAGGUUGAUCCCCAGUGCUACACCCCCCGGCACGACGCCUUCCACAUCUUCCGAGACCCCGUCACCGGAGACCUGCCGUGGCCAGGGCUGGUCUUUGGCCUCAGUGUGCUGGCCAUGUGGUACUGGUGCACAGACCAGGUUAUUGUGCAAAGAUGUCUCUCUGGCAAGAACAUGUCCCACGUGAAGGCUGGUUGUAUCAUGUGUGGAUACCUCAAACUCCUGCCCAUGUUCAUCAUAGUGAUGCCUGGAAUGAUCAGCCGAAUUUUGUACACAGAUGUGGUGGCUUGUGUUGUGCCUGAAAUCUGUAAGCAGCACUGUGGCACUGCAGUGGGCUGCACAAAUAUUGCUUACCCAAAAAUGGUAGUGGAGCUCAUGCCAAAUGGUCUGCGGGGGCUGAUGCUCUCAGUCAUGUUGGCCUCCCUCAUGAGCUCCCUGACUUCCAUUUUUAACAGUGCCAGUACUUUGUUCACUGUGGACAUUUACACCAAAAUCCGGCCCCGAGCGUCUGAGAAGGAGCUGAUGUUGGCGGGCAGGGCAUUUAUGUUACUCUUAAUUGGUGUCAGCAUUGCCUGGGUUCCCGUGGUUCAGUCAGCUCAGAGUGGGCAGCUCUUUGACUACAUCCAGUCAAUCACCAGCUUCCUGGGACCUCCCAUUGCUGCUGUUUUCCUGCUCGGCAUCUUCUGCAAGCGUGUCAAUGAGCCGGGUGCCUUCUGGGGCCUCAUCAUUGGGCUGCUGGCUGGACUGGGCAGGAUGAUUUCAGAGUUUGUCUAUGGAAAUGGCAGCUGUGCCAGCCCUUCCAACUGCCCCUUCAUCAUCUGUGGCAUUCACUACCUUUACUUUGCACUGAUUCUCUUCGGGGCUACAGCCAUCGUCAUCCUGGGAGUCUCCUUCAUGACUAAGCCCAUUCCUGAUGUACAUCUUUACCGCCUGUGCUGGUCCCUGCGGCACAGCAAGGAGGAACGGAUUGAUAUUGAUGCAGAUGAGGAGCAGGACAAGGCUAAGGAAAAAGAUGAGGAAUCAGUUAACGAGGAAAGCCAAGAGGAACCUGGCUGUGUAAAGAAAGCCUAUUACUGGUUCUGUGGCUUGGAGCAACAGAAAGGCCCCAAACUGAGCAAGGAGGAAGAGGAGGCCCUGAAGAAGAAGCUGACGGACACAAGCGAAGUUCCCCUCUGGAGAAAUAUUGUGAAUGUCAACGGCAUCAUCCUGCUGGCCGUGGCUGUGUUCUGCCACGCCUACUUUGCGUAGCUCUGCUCCCAUCCCCCACACUGCUGCACUGCCAAGCAAAUCGAGGGCUUGUACAUUUACACACUCAAACACACUUAAUGUUUGCAUCAUCCACACUGGUAAAAAAUCCGCGUGAUUUACUCACUGAUUUUAUGAUCAUAAUUUCAACAAUCUAAAGAUGAAGGGCACUGGGAUUUCAAGAGAGGAAAUACCUGUUUAGACACUGAACCAAUGCAGGGCUAAUUGAGGUUCAGAGUUUCCAUCUGUUAUUCUCUCUGCUCAUGAUACAUUUCAUAUUUUAGGUUCAGAACAAGGCUUCAUGAGCCGUAUUUCAUAUCAGGGUUUGUGAACUACCUUUUAGGGUUGAUGAUGCUAUUUAGAUUUUCAACCCUUCUGAUCUCUCAAAUUUCUUUUUCCUUAGGCUAUGAUAAUUUGUUAACAAAAAAACCUACAACCACUGAGGGACUGUAUUACAAAUUCCAAUUGGAACAUCACUUUUGUCCCUCCAAACAUGGGAUAUCUGAAGUAAAGGAUUUAUAUGUAUAUUAGUGUAUUUGACACUAUGUCUAACUUUGCAUUAUGACUUCUUUCCCCUUUUUCUCACUUUCCAUUGGGUUGUGUUUCUCAUUCAUCAGUGCAACACUAACCUCUGAAUUGAUGGCAUUUUGAAAUUGGGGAACACCUCUUUCAAUGAUCCUAAUAAGAAUUCUGCUUCCAACAGAUCCUCUGUUUAAGCUUAACUUCUAAAGGUCCUCCUCUCUUGAUAUUUUAAUACAUACCUAUACUUGAAUGUGAAGCUUUUUAUACAAAAUACAUAUAUUAUAUAUACACAGGCAAUACAUUAUAUACAUGCACUAUAUCUGUUAUAUAUAUUUAAAAAUAUAUUUAAGUAUGUGUGUGUAUAUAUAUAUAUAUUUAUUUCUUACUGAUUGACCCUGGGAUGUCAAGGACCACGUUACUGUGGGGUUGGUGUCAAUGUCUUGCCUCUCUCUCUGGACUGUGCUACAAACCCUGUGCCCACAGGAUGCUGGGCUGCAUUUUGCAAAUGCAUUUGAGGGCUCUGUGCUGCUUUUCUGCAAAGCUAUAAAUCCUUCUCUGAAGAUUUCACUGAGAACUAGGAUUCCUGCUGCCUGGCAGCAUGAGUUAGCAGUUUGUGGAGGAGAAUAGUCACAGCUGUGGGAUAUCAGCUAAACCAGGCUGAUUGUCUGCACUUGAUAAGUUUGGUACCAGCUGGGGACACAGGAAAAGGCAGAUUUAACACUUCAAAGCAAAAAGCAAGAGAUUUUCUUUUCAUCUCAUUCAGCUGCCUGGGGAACCAAGUGUAACACAAAGAUGUUGGUUUGCUUAGUCAAGCUGCAGCAGUUCCCUGAUCCUUGUUGCAUUGUCCCAAAGCAUUUCAGACGAUGGUCCUGACUGGAACAAGUGCAGCUGAAAGGGAAGGCAGUGCCACACCACUGCUGCUGCCUCCUGCAGCUCUAAUCACUCUCACUUCAUAACCCUCUCACAGCAUCUCUGCUUGCUUUGGAUCUAACCCAAAACGCUCUGGAUUCCAGGACUGCUGCUCUUCAGUAGAAUUGCUGCUCUUCAGCACAACCCCUGCAGUAUCCUGAAAGGUUUUGUAUAGGCCAGAUCUAAUCAAUGCUACAGAAAUACCAGUGCAAGCCUUUUUUUCCUUACACUUCACACAGAGUAUUUUAAAGACCAUGGAAUGAAUUAUAUUUAAUGAACUAUGAAGAGUUGUAUGUAUUAAAAUACUUGUAUAUUUGUAAGUGUUUGGUGUCCACAAAGUGAUGGGAUUUUUAUGUGAUGUGAUGGAAGACAGAGAAACUUCAUUUGGUUUGGGCUCUGGGUAAUAGUAAUGGAUGAAAAACAAACAAGGAGGGUUUCACUGAGGAUUGCCCAGAUCCCUCCUUGUCAUCCUUUGCUACAGAACGAAAAAAAAGAUGAAAUUAUAGAGCAAUUUGGAUAAAGAAAAUAACACAAGUGAUUUCCUGGCAGGCUGAGCAGCCUUUGGAUGACCUCCUGGUUAAUCAGGUACCAUCACUUCAGUUUCCUCCCCAGGACUACAGAAUCUUGAAAAUCUAACCCACAGUUUCUCAGGAAUGUUCCCUGUAUGUCCUCAGCAACCUGAUUUCAUUCUGGUCUGAAAACUGGAUGUUGUAGAGGGAAGAGUUCAAAUGUUUCCAUAAAGUUGGAGAGCUGCUGCUGACUCCUCUCAUUCUGUAGAAUUCCAUAGAAAA
This is a messenger RNA of Myiozetetes cayanensis, 4333 nucleotides long. RefSeq names its product solute carrier family 5 member 1 (gene SLC5A1). The transcript has 15 exons. Gene Ontology annotation, cellular component: plasma membrane. Bases 171 to 2114 code for a protein of 647 amino acids. Lineage: Eukaryota; Metazoa; Chordata; Aves; Passeriformes; Tyrannidae. The record is from RefSeq and is a predicted model, not a curated record. Gene Ontology annotation, biological process: sodium ion transport; transmembrane transport. Gene Ontology annotation, molecular function: D-glucose:sodium symporter activity.